Molecule: messenger RNA, 1767 nt
Organism: Aphanomyces astaci
Lineage: Eukaryota; Oomycota; Saprolegniomycetes; Saprolegniales; Verrucalvaceae
Exons: 2
Coding region: 646-1722 (358 amino acids)
Source: RefSeq, a predicted model, not a curated record
CAGCGACAAUCGCCGCCAGUCUGUCAACAACGUGCCGCCCUGUCCCCAGAGAACCAUCGAAGAAGGCUCCCAUGGCACCAACUGGAGAUCGUCUCAACGAGUCAGAUCUGCAGCUACACCAUCUCGCAGAGACUAGCAACCAGUUAGAGACAUCGUCGUCGUCGUCGGCUGCUACAUGGAUGGGGAACAUCAGUAGUGCCAGCAGCAGCGCCGUGGCAUCAUCCACCAAGGAUCCCACCGAUCGGAUCAAGAUUUGGAAGAAACAAAUCCACGAUUACAUUCAAGCGUCGGGUAGCACGUACGACCGGAGCGACCUCGCCCGUCGCAUCGUGCCCUUGGCGGUAUGUUACGCGAUGUCGACCAGUCAUAUCAGUCACCAUUCUUUGAGUGCAGAGACCCGUGGCGGCCAUUCUCGUGCAUGUUCAUCCUCUGGCCGUGCAGGAAGGCUUUGAGUUCAUCACGAGUGUCGUGACAGAAGUGGGCCUGCCUCAUAUCCGCCCGCUGCUCGUCGCGGUGAUCACGUCACUCAUUCACGACACGAAAUGUUCCCAGAGUCAGUGCAUCGCGUCGGUGGCGCGGUUCGCCAUCUUCGACGUCACAUGCAUCGCCGAGUGCUUUGUGCCUCACAUUGCCUUGGACGGUCGUAUGCGGCAAAUGUAUUACCAUGUCCUUCGCACAGUUGUGGACGGUCCGUCCGCACUCCUGCUCAUGGAAAUGGAUCAGUAUGACAUGCUUCUCCACGUGAUACUGGAAUGUCUCGAGCACUUUCGCGAUCCGUUGCGCCAACAGAUGGCAGUUGUUAUGCAAGUUGCUCUCGACCACGAACAUCUGCUUGUGCUGUGGCGUUCGCACUGGGAUGUUGCUACGAAACGCCGGUAUGUGGCUGCGAUGCCAGAUAGCCGCCGCCUUGCCAAGCUGUGGGCUCGUGACACGUACCGGUUACCCCCUCCAACAUCAUCCUCGAGGCAGCAACUAGCUAAGAAACGUCGAGCCCAAGAACGACUUCCACUACGACGACACUUUUCCGAGAUUGGAAAGAAAGCCCUCGACGAGUCGGACCUGUUGUCGUCCAUCCAUCAUGACGACGACGACGGCAACGAUGUGAGACACUCGACCAACGAAGACACCAUCGACCAGAUCAACUCAACCAAGCACAUGACCACGAUUCAGAACGACCUAUACGACGAAGUGCACAGGGUUAGUCGCCCAAGAACAUCGUCCAAUCCGCUCCCAUCCCAACCUCGAAAACCCAAGCAGCAGCAGCAUUCCCCUCUGCAACGAGCCACUGCAUCCUUCACUUCUGCCCCCCCCCCUCCAUCGUCACCUUCGCCAUCAUCUUCCCCCCCUGUCGUCCCCCGUCCGUCAUGUCCGCCAUAUUCGUGGAGCGUACAACGGACAUGGACGCAGUUCUACAACAUGGGGGGACUCAUGUGGAUGCUCGUGAUGGCUAGUGUCUUGUUUGGGAUAUGUGGGGUGCUGCAUGCCGUGCUGGUGUACGCGCAAGACUUUGAAGCGUGGAAGGUGCGCAUUGCGUUGAGCGACUACCAAGUGAGCUUGGACCGGUGCGAAAGAGAGAUUCAGCGUGUGACGUGGCAGCUGGAGACGAUGGCUAGAGACCCAGUGGACCAAUCACACGAGUGGACGCAAGACCACGCGGCAGCCAAAGCCAUCUCAACGGCGUGGCAAGCCAUUCACGACCAAGUCGAUAUCCAGCCAAAAUAGUGUCUAGCGUUCAAUAAUAUACCAUUAUACCAACCACAUAAUACC